Molecule: messenger RNA, 2386 nt
Organism: Aspergillus nidulans FGSC A4
Lineage: Eukaryota; Fungi; Ascomycota; Eurotiomycetes; Eurotiales; Aspergillaceae
Product: protein uvsD
Exons: 2
Coding region: 1-2337 (778 amino acids)
Source: RefSeq, a predicted model, not a curated record
AUGGAAAACUUCGAUGAUGAUGUUUUUUCCGACGACGGCUUCGACGAUCUACCCCCGGAUGCUCUAGAGCAGCUCGAGCAAGAUGCCUUUCGCGCUACACAGGCCGAACAUCCUACACAGCGAGAGCCGGAACCGCGACAGAAUUGGGCUGAGCGAGAGGUCACCAUUCGUUAUGCCCAGAUUAACCCGAUCAAUGUCGCCAAUGCCACACUACGACCGCCUGCACAGCUGCACACUGGUUUGACUAACGACUAUGGAUCGCUGGACGUGGGAGAGUCGGACGCGGAGGUAUUUGAUGAUGAGGCUGCAAUUGGCCUGAAUGAAACUGUUACCAUCUCAGACCGACCGUCACAUUAUGCUCAUGACUCGAUUGCAUUGGGAGAGAAGCCUAUGGAGACCGAUGGAGGUCUGUCCUUCUACUCUGCUUUGCAAAGGGAGCAUGAGAUUCUUACAGCGAAGCUCCAACAAGAAACUGAGCGCUAUGCUCGCCUUGAAAAUGAGUUCGCAAACGUCAAAUCCUUGGCCGAAACAAAGACCGGGGAGAUUGCCAUUAUCCGUUCGAACCACGCCAAAAUAGUCAACGAUUAUGAGCGGCAACUAAGUGGUCUGCGUAAGGCCAUGGAUGAGGAGACGGCAAAACAUAGAGAGGAGCUAGAGGCAAUCCGGGAGCAAGGCAAAACGCUGGCUACGGAAAAUGCGUUUCUCAAACAGGAUCUUGCGGAAGAAGUUUCACGAGUUCACCAGAUAAGAGCCAAAAUGCGAACAGAGGAGAAAUCAGCACCCGUGACACCAAAGAAGCCCAAGGCUCUACCGUUUCGCGACGGGUUCGACGACGAAGAAAUACUGGCGGUCUCGCCUAGCAAGUCGGGAAGAUCAAAACAAGCAACACCUACCGUGACUGGUAAAAAGAGAAGACGGACAAGCCAGGGUAGCCCGUCACGUUUGCAUCUGAGCCCGCACAGAGAGCAAAAUCUAGGGAUCGCGGGGGGUGCGGUGGAUGAGGCCCUGUCAGAGUCUGCAAUCGACUUGCCUAUGAAGGAGUCCUCGCAGGAGGCCGGGCACCAAGAUACGCACAUCAUAAAACAGAUCCUAAAUCAUCGGACGGUCCCUCAUAAAACCGACAUUGAAAUCAUAGCUGAGCUGGCCUUUCCUUCGGAACCUGGGCGGACAUUGUACAGCAUCCUCUUGGAAGAGACAACGCAACUUGACCUCGGUAGCUACGCGAUGGAACACAUGCGGGCAAUAAUUUCGUUAUGGUCCCGAGCACUUAAAGAGAAGUUCUACAAGCCGAUACCAAUCUUGUUGGAAACCACAAGGCUCAUACUCGCCAUUGACGCGACGGCCGUCUUACGCCAGAUCGAUCGUUUGAUACCUGUGCUGCUGGAUACGAGCGACAUCAACGGGGUCCCACGUUUCAAACAUUCACCCUAUGCAAGUCAGAGCUUCGGCAAAGUGACACAAACACCGGCUUCCCAGCUUGAACCGUUGGUGGAUUCCACCGAGGUUGUCAGAGUGCUUUAUCAAAUAGCCUGUCGCAGCCUGAGCGAUGACCAGCUUGUGGAGGAUCUGUGGCGCCAUAUACGCUACUCUUUUGUGCUGAUGAUGCUAAGUUGUUCGCAGCCUGCCAGCGACAUCAAGCUGACCUUAAGUCUGCUCAUGACCAGUGUCCGUCCCAACUCGUUUGCAUCCAUUCAAGAGUCCGAACAAGACCAGAAGUCGAACGAGAACUGGGUUGUCGACCGCGUCGCUAGUCUCAUGUGGGAAACGCUACAACCAGACGAGGGCCAGCCGCCGUACACGCGAGCGGAGAUUUGUGACGUGCGGCUGGAAGCGUUAGCCUUCUUGAUGACGGUGACCUUCAAUCCUAUUGAGCCGAAUAACACGCACGGCAGCCUCGUUAUCGCCUCGCAUCAUACGGCCUUGGCAAAGUUGGUUAGGGCGAUGCACGACGAGUUGGAUGCACUCUAUUCAUAUCCACCGGAAAGAGAUAUGCACUCCGCCAUGGUCAACGGCCUCAUGCGAUUGAUCUACAGUAUUAUACAACGCCAUCCAAAGGAAGCUGACUUACAGUUAAAGCUGCAUCGAGUACCCGGCGGAAAGCAGAAAUUUCUCGUGGUGUUGACGCGGCUUGCCUUCAGCGAAGGAAUUGUUCUCGAGGCAGGCAUCGAGGACGAGACAGUGGAAAUGGCGCACUCGAUUCUGGACGAUGCGGUCAAUCCGCAGGAAGCAGAAGCUUUACUUGAGGCAUUCCCGCAUGCCAAGGGGGAGGAUACAGAGGCGAAGAAUGCAGAAGAUACGGAGAUGAUGGAAGUGAUGGAAGAGGAUUUGGCGUUAUAGGUUCACGAGUAUAUACCCCUGCAGUACGAACAUGUGGAAUAAUUUCUUG